Messenger RNA from Juglans microcarpa x Juglans regia, 624 nucleotides. Its product is annotated as protein FAR-RED IMPAIRED RESPONSE 1-like. Lineage: Eukaryota; Viridiplantae; Streptophyta; Magnoliopsida; Fagales; Juglandaceae. The record is from RefSeq and is a predicted model, not a curated record. The coding region runs from base 1 to 624 and encodes 207 amino acids. The transcript has a single exon.
AUGAAUGUCGCCAAACCAUGCCCGACAGGAAAGACUGACUGUAAGGCAAUGAUUAAUGCCAUAAAAGUUGAGGAAAAGAUGCAGUUGACCACAGUUCAUAAUACCCACAAUCACGGACUGGGUCCACCGAAAUCCCACUUCUUCCGAUGUAAUCGCGAAGUUAUUGAGACCGUAAAAAUGGUACUAGAUACUAACGACCUAGCUGACAUUCGAAUGAACAAGAGUUUCAGAUCUCUUGUUGUGGGUGCGGAAGGAUUUGAGAACCUCCCAUUUUUUAAAAAAGAUUAUAGCAAUUACAUCGAUAAGGCAAGACAUCUACAACUUGGAGCAGGUGGUGCUGGAGCGCUUCGAGACUAUUUUUGUAGGAUGCAGUACAAGAACCCCAGAUUCUUUGCCUUGAUGGAUUUAGAUGAUGAUGAGAGGUUAAAGAAUGUCUUUUGGGCAGAUCCAAGCAGUAGGGCAACUUAUCAAGAUUUUGGUGAUGUGGUAAGAUUUGAUACCACGUACUUGACAAACAGAUACAGGAUGCCCUUUGCUUCCUUUGUUGGUGUAAACCAUCAUGGGCAGUUGAUUCUCUUGGGAGCAUGGUUAAUUUCCAGUGAGGACACAGAGACUUUUACAUAG